CCCGCAUUACAGGCACAAAGUGGGAUAAACAAGUCUGCAGCGCGCCUGACGCUCCGGGCUCUGCCGUGUGUGUGUGGUUAUUAAAGAGCCGGACCUGCCGCCUUACCGGCCACUUCUUCAGGCAGUCUGCGCACAGAACCCGUGACGCGAGGAGAGAGAGAGACUGUGUAUGUAAGAGACUCGGCAUAUCGCUCUGUCAUUAUGGACUGAUGACAUCUCAGAGUAGAGAGAUGGAACUACGGCGGACGGAGUGGGCGGUUCUCGUCAUAUUGGUUGUGCUGUCGCGUUUGGUUAAAGUUCACGCCGUGUCUUACCGCGUCCGUCCGGAGUCCCUGGCCGUACGGGAGGGACAGACGGCAACGCUGCGAUGUGCCUUCCUCGGACUGACGUCACAGAGCGUUGUCUUCUGGGAAGGGCCGCCCAACUUUGCCGUCAUCUCCACAGGACGAGAGGUCGACCCGCGUUACCCCAGGCACCGCAUCAUCGGGGAUCCCGCCAGAGGAGAGUACCACUUAGAGAUCAAAGAUGUUGACAUCAGGGAGGAAGGAGGCUACAGAUGCAGCACUCUCGGUCUUACCGAAAAGGCAGAAGUCACUUUGAACGUUGUGGUUCCGAUGAAAAAACCUCCGGAGAUCAAGGGACGUGACGUCACGUUCACAGCCGGACAGCCGAUGACGCUAACUUGCGUGGCGACCGAAGGGAACCCUCUACCCAGGCUGAGGUGGUUCAACGCUACCAAACUACUGCAACAGACGAAUCAGAACGCCAUGGCGGAAGUCGUGCCCAGCGUCAGCCUCGACUUGGUGAUUCCGGAAGUUGCCCGAUGGGAUCAUGGGAAGAACGUUACGUGUGUGGCUGACCAAGGUUACCCUGACCUUACAACCAACAUGGCGGCUUCAACGAUAUUAAACGUGCAUUAUCCCCCGAUAGUGCGGAGUAGGAGACAGACACUCCGGGUCAGUGAAGGGGAGACGUUAGACCUGCGCUGUGACGUGGACAGCAACCCGCCAGCUGCUGUGUCAUGGCGGAAAGUGGAUGGCGACAUCCCGGGGAAUGCGGAAAUCAGAGGUAACGAAUUACGCCUACCAAAACUGAGCAGAACUGCAGCUGGCGGCUACAGGUGUCUGGCGAACAACGGCAUCCUGCCGAGUGGAGAGGGCUCCGUCACACUGAUUGUGCUGUAUCCACCCAGUAUCACGUCUGGAUUCGAGGACAAAACGAGCGCUCUAGCCGGCGGGGAAGGGUUCUCUCUUCGGUGCGAGGCGGAGGGAUAUCCCAAACCCCGGGUACGGUGGAGGCGGAAGGGUACAAAGCUGUACUUUGACAACCCGCUGGAGUUUACGCAGAUUGACUAUGACAUGGAGGGAGAUUACGAGUGUGUCGCUUCUAACGGGCAGAUAAGGAACGAUGUGAGGCACACCUUCGUGGAUGUCAUCGGAAAGCCCUACAUCAACACUGUGAGUUUGAAAGUGUCUGUGCGGUCCGGAGACACGGCCAGACUUGUGUGUGAGAUUCUGUCCGACCCCCUUCCUGAGGAGACAAGAUGGCUGCGGCGUGGCCCCGGGCAACAGGACAAACCGGUCACGGCCAGUCAGCGACCAGGAAUCAGGCAGGAGGAGAGAAGUUCCGCCAGUGGCGUGACGAACACCUUGGUGAUUUCUCACGUGGGCCGUUCUGACGGCGGAGUUUACGUCUGCGAGACAACAAACACGUUCGGCACCUUCCAGCGGGAGUUCCACAUGGACGUCAAAGCAACCAACACUCAGGCUGUGGUCAUCGCGUCUGUCACGGUCAUCGUCUUGCUGAUUCUGUUCGCCACGAUUUUCAUCUGUAUCGCCAAGAGGACGGGAUUGACGGAAAGGGUUAGGCGCGAGAAAGCGUCGACCUCUGACCUGACGCUACCCCGGGCGUUGCCUCCCCUCCCCUCCUACAUGGUUCCCGUGGGGUCGGACCCGGGGGACGGGCUGGAGAUGCAGGACUUUAAGGGGACCCUGAAACCGCGCCCGCCCCCCAGGACGGACCUCGAGCCGUACUCUAUCGGGCUGUCCUACCCAAGUUUGAUGCACCCCCUCCCUCCCUACUCCACUGUGGAGAGACAGAGGCCGGACGGGGAGGACAACAUGCUGGACUCGCCCUACCUGGAGGACCCCUGGGAAACGGAGGGUUUUGUGAUGCCCCCAUCGGUUCCCCCCAAACACCGUGCGGACAAAGGGAUCAACGUCAUUACCCAAUGUUAAGACUGUCGUGAUGGUGUUCUUCGUCAGAGUAAUGUCAGUGGACAGGAACUGAAUCAGUCUGUGGACCAUCAUCCAUACCGUAC
This is a messenger RNA of Branchiostoma floridae (Florida lancelet), 2320 nucleotides long. Its product is annotated as hemicentin-1-like. The transcript has 13 exons. Gene Ontology annotation, molecular function: cell adhesion molecule binding. Bases 210 to 2237 code for a protein of 675 amino acids. Gene Ontology annotation, cellular component: cell-cell junction. Lineage: Eukaryota; Metazoa; Chordata; Leptocardii; Amphioxiformes; Branchiostomatidae. Gene Ontology annotation, biological process: cell-cell adhesion. The record is from RefSeq and is a predicted model, not a curated record.